Molecule: messenger RNA, 2892 nt
Organism: Hylaeus volcanicus
Lineage: Eukaryota; Metazoa; Arthropoda; Insecta; Hymenoptera; Colletidae
Product: SET domain-containing protein SmydA-8-like
Exons: 9
Coding region: 321-1646 (441 amino acids)
Molecular function (GO): protein binding
Source: RefSeq, a predicted model, not a curated record
UAGUUACUAAUUAUUUCUCUGUGGAAACGGACGACCGUUGGUUCAAAAAAUCAAUCAUCGCCUUUAAAAAAUUUCAAUUAUUCGAUAGAUUUUGUCGAAUGUGAAUCUAUUCUGUGCUCAAUCUAAUACAUACAGCGUUUAUCUAUUAAUUAAAUUGCUGUAGACAGCAUCAAAAAGAAGACUGGAAAAAACACUCAGAAAUCUGCAAACCAUUUAAGUUGACAGAAAAUCUCACGUUGGGUCGUUACUAUGUGGCCACGAGAAAUAUUAAACAAGGAGAAAUCGUUAUCAAGGAUAAUAAACCUCUAGUCGAUGGUCCUAUGCACAAUUCUGUUCCAGUCUGCCUUCGAUGUUACACAAUGUUGUAUAAAACUACCGCGGUGCCUUGCACGAAAUGUGGAUGGCCUCUUUGUGGGGACUGCAAGGACCAUGGUUUGGAAUGUGAUUUCACUUCUUCGCGCAGAAAUGAUAAGGUAUCCAUCACUGAGUUCGGUUAUCCACAUCCAAGUUAUCAGUGUAUAAAUGUCAUAAAAGUACUAUCUAUGAAAAACAACAACCCAGAAUGUUAUCAAAAGUUGUUAUCACUUGAGGGCCACUCGGACAGACUAAAAGAAGAGAGAAGUUUCAACUUCGAGAAACCGACAAACACCGUGAAUUUCAUCAAAAGAUUUUUUAAAACGGACGAUAUAUCGAAAGAAGAAAUUAUAAAAAUCAUCGGAGUCCUGCAGGUUAAUGGACAUGAAGUUCCUCUCACAGAGCCACCGUACAUCGCAGUUUACGAGCUGGCAUCGUUGCUCGAACAUUCCUGUAAAGCGAAUUGCUCGAAAAGUUUUACUAACGAAGGUGGGCUAAUAAUUCAUGCUGCGACACAUAUCACAAAAGGAGAACACAUUUCUAUCUGUUAUACGGAUCCACUAUGGAGUACCACAAAUAGAAGGCACCAUCUGUUCGAAACCAAAUUUUUCGAAUGCAUUUGUGACAGAUGCAAGGAUCCCACGGAAUUUGGAACGAUGUUUAAUGCUAUAAAAUGCGACAAGACAAAUUGUCAUGGUUAUAUGCUGCCUAAAACUUUUCUCGAUCCAGAUCAAAUGGAUUAUAUAUGUUCGACGUGUGGAUCAAUAUUGCUAUAUAAAAAAGUUGAAGAAAUUCAAGAGAACAUCGGCAUAGAUCUCUCCAGAAUGAAGAAAAACGAUAUUAAAGCGUGUAAAACAUUUUUGGAUCGUUAUAAGACUGUGCUUCAUCCAAAUCACUUUUAUAACACCGAUGUAACUAUUGCUCUGGCUCAAUUAAUUGGCCAACAAGAUGGAGGAUUACAAACAGUCGCGGACGAUCUUCUUGUUAAGAAACUUGAAUUGUGCAAGAAACUCGACAAUUUACUCAAAAUUCUUGCACCUGCUGAGAAUCGAAUUCGGGGAUUAAUUCUUUUCGAGUUGCAUGCAGCCUAUGCAGACUUCAGCAGAAGACACGUAGAAGAAGACACUCUACUAUUAUUAGGGGAGUCAAGGAAGGCUUUAGUCGAAGCUUAUCGAUUAUUAAAACUUGAACCAACAGCCCUUCCAGAAGGAAAAAUUGCACAACAAGCUCAGAUAAACUUACAAAAAACUACUAGUAUUCUCAAUCAUUUGAAUUCAGCAUCCAAAUCUUAAUCAUGCAUUAUCGUGUACAAUACACGUGUCGACUGAAAAUGCUUUUGAUGGUAUAUUUGUGUCAUCAUAUUGUUAUAGAAAGCGCAACAAUAAAGACACGAACGUAGUAGGCGCAAUCAUUUGUAAAGAAAUAAACGUAUAAAAUAAGCUGUGGCAGAAUACUGUAUCCCGAUAAUUAUCGUAUGUGUGAGAGUAUAAUGUGCGACAUUUGAAUUGAAAAUAUUAGUCGAGCCAUGUUUUAUCAGCCACGUUACGCUUCUUAACGGUGCCUAAACAACAUUUUGCAAGGUUCUCCUUCAUUUCUAAUGUAAAUAAUUGUAAGACAUCUCAUACUUGUCCUAGAAGCUUUGGUCACUUUGCUCUACAGCUACUUUGUUCUUCACGUUUGCCGUACCUCCCGUUUAUCGCAUAGUCCUUAAUAUCGAUUAACGAUGUUCCUAGAUACCAAUACAAAACCUAUUUAUCACGCUGCAUAACAACUGGCAUAUCACGAUGACAAGCGGAAACGAAUUUCCUAUAGGUUCCAUGUUCAUCAGCGUGGCAGUGCAGGAAGUUUCGCCUCCACAGUGCGACGGGUGUUGAAAAAGAAACGAAUUAAAGUUCCAAUUUCGCUAAACUUGGACAAAAUUUGCGUAUGAAACGAGCCGUGACGGGUCGCACAUGUCGCUAUAAUUUUAACAACGCGUGCCCUAAGGGCUUCGUGCCCCAUUCAAGGGAUGGAUCGGGGUGGAAAAGACCGCAGGGUUGCUCGUGACUGCACAGCUAACCGGAUGCGAUUUUUUUCCUCGUUUCACCAGAGAAUUGCUCGGGAGACCGUGCGGGCAAUUCGUCUCGCUACUGUUGCCCAACGAUCGUUGCCAAGGAGGAAGGCAAAUAUUAUGCGUAGGUCAUGGUUCGUCGCAGUACCUGUACACCUGGGUCGAUAGACAUCGACAUUGAAUUAAUUUAUUAAAUUGUUUUUCGUAAAAUUUUGCAAGAUUAAACAGAUUGAGAAAUAAAUAAUUAUUCCUUCUUAGAUAUUUAACCCAAAGUAUACAUUCAAAAGGUUUUCUCCGAGUAAGAUAAUAAUAUAAUAAUUAUCGAUAUACUGCUUUAUAACUGGGAGUGUAACAACUAGACCGUGGAUGCUAAUGAACAAUAUUUUUACAGAUACAGAAACAGAUUCACAAACAUAGAUUCUAAACGUUAUAAUAUAAUCUCACAGAUUUCCUCAUACUUCUAUUUGCUAUAAAUGCAUAAGCAUCCG